Linum tenue is the source of this 218-nucleotide messenger RNA. The record is from the annotation of a GenBank genome assembly. NCBI's taxonomy places the organism in Eukaryota, Viridiplantae, Streptophyta, Magnoliopsida, Malpighiales, Linaceae.
CGAAAGCUGGGUAAAGACCGGAUAAGAGAGCUCAACACCCAAAUCUUAAGAUGCACGCGGAUACAUCAGCACUUCCUUCAUGAAUUCGAAUCUUGUUUGGAAGCCAAGUGUCUGCAAAGAUGUAAGCUGAACCCUCUCCAGUAGCGGAGCGAUGGCUAGCACCCAUCUCACUACGUCUCGCUCACUCCGCGUAGCAAGACAGUUCUGAAUGUCCAACA